This is a messenger RNA of Xyrauchen texanus (razorback sucker), 5165 nucleotides long. RefSeq names its product integrin alpha-4-like. Gene Ontology annotation, molecular function: integrin binding. The coding region runs from base 180 to 3233 and encodes 1017 amino acids. The transcript has 28 exons. NCBI's taxonomy places the organism in Eukaryota, Metazoa, Chordata, Actinopteri, Cypriniformes, Catostomidae. The record is from RefSeq and is a predicted model, not a curated record. Gene Ontology annotation, biological process: cell-matrix adhesion; integrin-mediated signaling pathway; cell-cell adhesion. Gene Ontology annotation, cellular component: integrin complex; external side of plasma membrane.
GCCCUCGGUUGUUCGGUCAGAUGAGAUGCUGCUGGAAGCGCAACAGGCGAACGCACAUCGCGAACUCUCAACAACUACAAUGAGAACUUUUGGAAUGUAUUUUUAAAAGUCAAUCUUAACCAUUUACACUUUUUUUUAAAGAUAGCAUUGGAUUUCUUCUAUAAUCUGUGCCUGGAGAGAUGAUUUUAUCAUUAAAUAUGUAUCAUCUGAAAUUGAGAUCUGUAGUUGGGAUCUUGUGGUACUUGUUGAUUAUGUGUGAUUGCUACAAUCUGGAUGAGGACCAUCCCUUAGUUUUUAAUGGACCCAAUGGAUCUUUAUUCGGAUACUCGGUUCUGCUUCACCAGCAUGCUGAGAACACAUGGCUGAUAGUUGGAGCGCCUGUGGCUGAUUCCAGCUUUUAUCCCAAUACCAAAAAACCUGGAGCCAUCUACAACUGCAGUUUGUGGAGCUCACAAUGUGAGCAACUACCUUUUGGAGGUGUGCGGCAGUGUGGAAGACACUGUUUGGCAGAGAAUGAUAACCAGUGGCUGGGUGUGAGUCUGUCCCGGCAGCCCUCAAAAGGCCAUGUUUUGGCCUGUGGACAUCGGUGGAAGAAUGUCUUCUACUCGAGGAAAGACAGUCAGAACAAGCUGCCACAUGGUGUAUGCUUCAGGUUCAGCCCAGAUUUGAAACAAGCCAGUCAUAUUAUCCCCUGCUAUAAAGAUCAUCAGAGGAAGUUUGGCGAAGGCUAUGGAUCAUGCCAAGCUGGAAUUUCAAACCUUUUCACAGAGGAUUUGAUGAUCAUGGGAGCUCCUGGUACUUCAUACUGGACUGGAUCUGUUCUUGUCUAUAACACCACAAGCAACAUCUCAGCUGCUUAUGUGGAUGAUGACAUUGAAGUUCUCUAUGGCAGUUAUUUAGGUUAUGCCGUUGGUGCUGGCAACUUCCUACAUCCACACAGCACUGAGAUAGUGGGGGGUGCUCCCCAACAUGAACAGACUGGUAAAGCCUACAUAUUCAGGAUUGAGGGCAACACUUUGAAAAUUGUGAAUGAGACUAAAGGCAAGAAGUUGGGCUCUUAUUAUGGAGCAAGUGUUUGUGCUGUCGACCUGAACGCAGACGGACUGUCAGAUCUGCUGGUCGGGGCUCCUUUGUUCAGCUCACUGAGGGAGGAGGGACGUGUAUAUGUCUAUAUUAACCAAGGAGAGGCUAAAUUGAGAGAGGCAGAGUUUGAGUUAGUCGGCAGAGACUGCUGUGCAGCUCGAUUUGGAGAAACCAUUAUAAAUCUUGGCGACAUUGAUGAUGAUGGCUAUCCAGAUGUGGCCAUCGGAGCCCCUCAGGAGGACGAUUUGCGUGGUGCUAUAUAUAUCUACAAUGGAAGAAGAAGUGGUAUAGCACAGAGUUUCUCCCAAAGAAUAACAGGCUCUGUGUUAGGCAACAGCUUCAAGAUGUUUGGCCAGUCAGUGUCUGGAGGAGUUGAUAUCGAUAGCAACAAUUACCCAGAUGUUGCCGUGGGAGCAUUCCUGUCAGAUUCGGCUGUGGUGUUCAGAACGCGUCCAGUAGUGAAGGUGGAUGCUGUCGUGUUGUUGCCUGACAGUGUAAAUCGUUCUGUAGAGCUGUGCACUGAGAGCGGUCUGCCCGCUGUGUGCAUCAGUGUCAAGGUGUGCUUUAGAGUCGGUGGAAAACACAUACCAGGAAACAUAGAGUUGAAGUACAAUCUAACAGCUGAUGUUCACCACAAAGAGGCCUUCCCUUUUCGAUUUUAUUUCCAUGGAAAUGGUACAUCCAAUGUCACGGCGGGUGAAGUGAAGGCCAUGCAUGAACAACUCACCUGUGCCACCCAUCAGGCCUUUAUGAAGAGAGAUGUUCGUGAUAUCUACACACCGAUCCAUUUUGAGGUGAAAUAUGAACUGGCAGAGCACAGCGUGAUACAGGACUCAAAGGGUUUCCCUUCUCUCAAACCCAUCCUACAACAGAAGGACGAAAAGGACAAUGUCGUGAAGAACAAGACCAUGUUUGCCAGAUAUUGCACUUGGGAAAACUGCUCAACCAACCUUCAGGUUUCUGCUCAUCUGGUUUUGCCACAGUCAUACAUGAACAUGCGUUAUUUUGCUCUGGGGACUGGAAAAAGCAUCAUGUUAAACACCUCAUUGGUCAACACUGGAGAUGACGCUUUUCUUCCUAAAGUUCACCUGAGGUUCCCCAGCAACCUACAGUUCAUCAAAGUGCUAGAAGAGGAUAAAUAUGUAAGCUGUGAAAUCACAGAGGAAAAUAAAGUGGCCAUCGGUUUGGACUGCAACGUUGGAAAUUUAUAUAUCCCCUCUUUCUCCAAGGUCAACAUCACCUUUUUACUGGAUGUGAUGCAGAACAGCAGUGCGGGAGAACUUAAUAUCCACAUUAAUGCUACAAGUGAGAGCCAUGAAAACACAGAUCUUCGGCAUGACAACAUAGUCAUUCUGGCAUUGCCCUUUAAGUAUGCAAUUGAUCUCAGUGUCCAUGGGUUUGUCUCACCGACUUCAUUUGUAUUUGGAGAGCAGGAGUCGGUGCCGGUCGACUGUUAUUCCGAGAAGUUUAAUUAUACAUACAAGGUGAUGAAUAUGGGUCCAAGUAAAGCUAUUGAUGCCAAAGCUAAGAUUGCCUUGCCUCUGAUGCUAGUGCCGUACAAAUACCAAUUAAUAAGGAUUGCAGAUUUACAGACAACUCUUGGACAUUGCUUCCAGAUGAACAAUACAUUUCAGAUUAUUGAUGACUGUGACGUUCCAAAAGCUUCCUUUAUUCAGGAACUCGUGUUCUUCUUCUCCCCCAAAAGCAAACGCACAAUGUUCUGUGCCCCUGAAGAUAAGACUUGUAAGAUUGUGGAGUGUCACUUUGGUGAUUUAGAGGUCGGAAAGGAAGUGAGCAUCACUAUGGAGGUCGAGCUAAACCCCAGUGUUCUCCAACUAAGUCCAGGCAGACACACUGUAAUGACAAUACAUGGCACAAUUGACCUUAUUUCACCAGUGAGGGAUGCCAACACUAUCUUUCUACAGGAUGACAAUUCUGCUAGAGUUUUCUUAGAGGCUGUCUACAACCAGAAGCCUGUGGCAUCUGUGGGCAUUUUUAUGAUUGUGUCCAGUCUGAUUCUUGGGCUUAUCAUUUUAGCACUGCUUAUCAUUCCCCUCUGGAAGCUUGGAUUCUUUGAGAGGAAGUUGAAGAAGGAGAAGUUACAACGGGACAGUUGGAACUAUGUACCCAAGAAUGAGAGCGUGUCCUAAUACAGAAACUACCACCAAACAGAACUGAAGGAACAAACCAUGAAGGACUGCUGUUCUGUUGAUACCAAGAGCUGGACUCAUGUUAACCUACAGCCAUUAACCUUAAUGCCAUUCAUAACAAAGCGAACUCUAAGAGGCUUUAAUACAAAGACUGUCAAAAGAAUCAACAUUUUCAGCAGUAUGAAGCCAAUGCACUUUAGCUCUGUAGGUUAUAGAGUAUUGAACAUACAACAAGUACACACACUGAAACAUUCUUGGGUUGCAGCUCCAAGGGAAAAAAAAGACAUCAGAAUGUAAUGUUGCAACAGAUCAUUACGGCUCUGUUCCAAGGCCUUGGGCGCUUUCUAUGUAGGCUGCAUUUUAAGGUAUCAUAGGCAUGCUACUGCCGCUUAAAGACCGUUGACAACAAAUGCAUCCUUGUGGGGAAAAAAGCUAGACACAGCAUGAUAAAUAUAGCAAAACACAGGUGUCUCGAGACACAUUUUAACAGCUGAAGUUCUUUUUAACUUUACAGUGUCUAAAAACAGUCAGCUGUGAGUAAUAGUGAUAAGCACUUGCAGCACAUCAGAUAUAAAAUGGGGUGUCCACAAACUGUUGGUGCGGUGCGCCAGUCUCAUCCAGUGUACACAUCAUCCUUGGUUACAAUGAAAGUGAUUAGCUUGUGCAAGCAGGUGUAAACGAGGUGUAAAGAUUUUACAAAUGUUAUACAGUAGCAUGUGUCCAUUGUGGAGAAGGCAAUCUCAGAAUGCAUUAUUGCAUGCUUGGAGAGAAGAAAAUCCAUCCAAAAUUGUGUUGAAAUUUUUGGCUUCAAUACCGAAAAGCAAGGCUGUAAACACAUUUUCAGGAGUGGGAGGACCACAUGCAAUAAUUUAAAAAGAAACUUUUGAUAAACCCAGAGCGGUCCAUCACUAAUCUGAAUGGCAUCAAUGUAAAUUAAACAAUAGCAUCCCUGUCAAUGUAACGAUAAGUAAAAAUUUUCAAAGAAAUGAUAAAUAAGAAAUUUACUAUUUAACUCAAUAUUUGAGUUUCUUAUGUAUUUUUAUGCUAUGGAAGUGUAUCGCAUCAUUAGCUUGCCAACAUGCUAAUGUCAAACUCAUUGUGUGAGAAAGGUUUCCCAUGUGCUUUGCGCGAGGAACACUAUUUGUUGCUGCCUACUGUAUGUAUUGCACCCUAAAUUGGUCACCCUAAAAUGGUUCCAUUUCAGUUAGGAUGCUGCCUUAGACGGCAGUAGACAGCAAGUCAGCUCACUAGGUUUUGGAACAGAGCCGAAGUGUUAAUCACCGUUUUGACUAUGAUCACUGAACAUAUUGGCUAUUGGCCUGCUGUAAAGGAGAAAAUUGCACUGCUGUAGCUUUUCUUUGAUAACGUUGUGUCUGAAGAGACAGAGGUGACACAUAAUUUUUCUGGCACUUUCCGUCUCGGUUUCUGCCCCUUUCCAAAUCAGAACAUUGCUGUGAUCAAGGUUUUCACACCAUUGCAUUACAGUGGUAUCGGUUCUCAAUGCAAAAAAAGCAGGAAAUGACACAUAUUCACUCUUUUUCACUCCACCCAAACUCUUGCUGCUGAGUUCAAUAGUUUGAAGUUUGAACAGAGACACCAGAUGGAAGGAGUGUUUGCCGCGUGCUUUGGCUGAGUGCCAUAGAAACGGAGCAAAGGAAGCUGCUGUUCUGUGUCUGUAGUGUGCUACAGAAGAGUGAAGAGUGGCAUGUGUCUGGCUCCCAGCCAUUUCUUAAGUGUGUGUGAGUGUGUGUAUUCAUUUGUAUGACAGAGAACCCCCACCCUUACAUUCACUUUACAGUCAACUCUCACUCAUAUGCAGAACUCCGCAAAAACCCACGACAUUCACAAAGAAAUGUAAAUUUCCCACUCCUAGUAACCAUCAUUAAUCAUUUACGAGAUCUAUUGCAAAGACAAAAACAAGGAGAGAAUAAA